GAGAGCAUCUCUCUGAUUCAUCCAAAAAACAUAGAGUCGUGCCAUAUAAAGAUAGAACCUCAACUCCUAACUAUCCAAAAUGUCCAAAGCAUUCCAAGAACUGUGAACUUUACUGUGACCUAUGUGACAUUCCUGUCUGUUCUACCUGCAUUUCCUCAGGUAAUCAUAGAGGACAUCAUUUAUCAGAUGUUUUACAAAACAUUAUCUCGAAAAUAAAAGACCUAAAAAAAGAUUUAAAAGAACUUGAGUCUAGAAUUUACCCCAAAUAUGAAGAAAUUGCAUCUGGCUUGAAAACCAAAAAAGACAACUUGGAAACCCAAAACAGGAAACUGACAACAGCUGUCACAAAACAAGGAGAGGACUGGCACAGAGAAAUUAACAUCAUUGUCAACAAUCGAAAAUCUGAAAUUGAUGAGAUGAAAACUCAACACUUUGCUGUUUUAAAUAAACAGGAAAAGGAAAUCAAACACAUUACUGCAGAAGUGAAACAGUGCAUACUUGAUCUGAAGGAAAUACUGGAGUCCAAUGAAGUAUCCCUAGCCUCAGCUUACAAAUCCAGAAAUGCUGAAUUCAGAUGUUUACCUCCAGACCUCAACGUAUCAUUACCAACUUUCUCUCCUCAUCAGAUCAACACAGAACAGCUCCAACAAAUGUUUGGCUCUCUGUCAACAUUAUCGAUUACAACCGAAGAAUGCGGUUACACAAUCAAACCACUUCUUGAUGAACCGGAGCUCAUCACUAGCAUAGACACUGGGUAUGACAAACUUUACAGUGUUACCUGCCUGAAUGAUGAGGAAAUAUGGACACAUGGAAAUGACAAAAUCAUGAAACUCUACAGCCUCAAGGGUAAAUUACUGACGUCAAUCAAAACCAAGUCUAAGAUUAACCCACGUAGCAUAGCGGUGACUAGGAGCGGUGAUCUAGUUUAUACUGAUACUGAUACAAGAACUGUAAACAUAGUGAAGAAUAAACAGACACAGGAAGUGAUCAGACUACAAGGGUGGAAGCCUUUCUUUGUCUAUAUUACCUCCUCUGAUGACCUACUGGUUACCAUGAACAGUGAUGAUGACACACACACAAAAGUUGUCCGUUACUCUGGCUCAAUUGAGAAUCAAACCAUUCAGUUUGAUAGUGAAGGCGAACCUCUGUAUUUAUUUGGUACUAUUACAUAUGUCAGUGAGAACAGAAAUUUGGAUAUCUGUGUGGCCGACAAUAUGGCCAAAGCAGUAGUCGUGGUCAAUCAGGCAGGAAAAUUUCGAUUUAGAUACACUGGUCAUUCCUCUAACAAGGGAUCAUUUUAUCCACUCGGCAUCACAACAGACAGUCAGAGUCACAUCCUGACAGCAGACUAUUACAACCACUGUAUCCACAUCCUAGAUCAGGACGGACAGUUCCUCCAUUACAUUGAUAACUGUGAUCUAGACAGUCCAUGGGGUUUAUGCGUAGACAGCAGAGACAACCUAUUUGUGGCUGAGAAUACCAGUGGUAAAGUGAAGAAAAUCAAAUACAUGUAA
Molecule: messenger RNA, 1514 nt
Organism: Saccostrea cuccullata (small rock oyster)
Lineage: Eukaryota; Metazoa; Mollusca; Bivalvia; Ostreida; Ostreidae
Product: tripartite motif-containing protein 2-like
Exons: 1
Biological process (GO): proteasome-mediated ubiquitin-dependent protein catabolic process; protein polyubiquitination
Molecular function (GO): ubiquitin protein ligase activity; zinc ion binding; protein binding
Source: RefSeq, a predicted model, not a curated record